AAAAGUUAGUAAACACCGCUGAGACCUGUUCUCCCCACGGUUAAAUUGCUCGCCGCCAUGGCGCCGCCAAAAAAACAAUCAAAAACCCCUGCCAGCACGAGCAAAGCCAGGAAAGGUGCUGAGGAUGUUGACUCUGCUCCUGAGGUUCCUCAGGUUAACGAGCAAUCUGAAAAUGGUGGACCGCUCCAGAAGCUCAUCCAUGAUGAUCGCAUGGUCACCCAGCUUGACAGUGCAUACCUCGGGAGUGUUGUGGUGGAUAUUCGUGCUCUCUCACAUAAUGAACGUAAUCGAGCCAUUGAUGAACGUUUCAUUGCAAAGCUUUCUGAGGCAUUCAAGUGCGGUGUUCGACGUUUUGCACAGGAGGACCGGUUAAAAGUGACGACUACAAGCAAGAUGUUGGAGACAGUUUUGACAAAUCAUGUUACAGAAACAACUACGCUCAUGGACCUGUGGACAUAGCUCACCCGAGGUGCGCGAACAACCCAAGCGAGGUACACCCCGAGCACGUGACGCCAAGACCUUUUAUUAAGCAGGAACGGCCCAAGCGAGAUAUUUCGUUAGGUAUUGUAUUGAAUCGAAACUUAACAUUCUAUUCUCCUCUCCGCAUGAUGCAGAAAUUUGAGAACACCAACUACUUGCCGAC
This is a messenger RNA of Aspergillus ruber CBS 135680, 643 nucleotides long. RefSeq lists its product as uncharacterized. The record is from RefSeq and is a predicted model, not a curated record. The transcript has a single exon. The coding region runs from base 58 to 459 and encodes 133 amino acids. Lineage: Eukaryota; Fungi; Ascomycota; Eurotiomycetes; Eurotiales; Aspergillaceae.